CCCCAGCUGCAGGAGCUCCUGGGGCACCUGAAGAAAAGCAAGCAGCAGGUCUGCGACGGAUUCACGAUUAGAGCCCUGAUGAGAAACACUGUGGUAAGAGGGCCCCCACUUGCAGGAGCAUUUAAAGAAAGACCAACAAAGCCUACAGCAUUUCGCAAGUUUUAUGAGCGAGGAGACUUCCUAAUUGCCCUUGAGCAUGAUACUAAAGGAAACAAAAUCGCCUGGAAGGUAGAGAUUGAAAAGCUGGACUAUCGUUACUAUCUGCCUUUGUUUUUUGAUGGGCUUUGUGAAAUGACAUUUCCAUACGAGUUUUUUGCUCGUCAAGGAAUCCAUGACAUGCUGGAACAUGGUGGAAACAAGAUUCUUCCUGUCAUUCCUGACCUCAUUAUCCCAAUAAAAAAUGCGCUGAACCUUCGUAACCGGCAGGUCAUGUGCGUCACGCUGAAAGUCCUCCAGCACCUGGUGGUGUCCGCUGACAUGGUGGGGGAGGCCUUGGUGCCCUAUUAUCGGCAUAUCCUCCCAGUCCUAAACAUCUUUAAGAAUAUGAAUGUUAAUUCAGGUGAUGGGAUAGACUACAGCCAGCAGAAGCGGGAAAAUAUUGGAGAUCUGAUUCAAGAGACACUGGAAGCCUUUGAACGCUGCGGCGGAGAAAAUGCGUAUAUCAACAUUAAAUACAUGAUCCCUACUUAUCAGUCGUGCAUAUUAAACUGAGUUGUAUCAAGUGGGAUGAUUCCAUUUCUGUUCUAAAAAAACUGUUUCUGACUCUGUGUGGCAUCUUGUUAGUCAUGCUUUCUUUCUCUACAGCUGCUAAAAUAGUGGCUUGUGGGGCACUGGAGCGUUAGCACUAUUGUGAACCAGGCUUUCCAAUACAUAAAUAGUGCCUGUUCCUUGGAUUACAAUGGUGUACUGUGCGUGUUUGUUCCCUGAAAGAAUCGCUGCUUUAUGGCAGAGCUGACUCGAGCAGGAAUCGGAGUUAAACCUUCACUUGUAUGGACAAUAAAACUAUAAUUUUCAUACGC
Opisthocomus hoazin is the source of this 1019-nucleotide messenger RNA. The record is from RefSeq and is a predicted model, not a curated record. NCBI's taxonomy places the organism in Eukaryota, Metazoa, Chordata, Aves, Opisthocomiformes, Opisthocomidae.